AUGUUUGCAAACAAGCCCAAAAUUACAAGUGAUUCUGAAUCGCAUAUGAAUUUAUCGUUAGGAAGCUUUCGGCAGCAGAACGGGAGCAAAGAGAAAAAUCAUCAUGGAAAUUACAAUAAUCUACACGACAUUACCACCACUAAUCCCUUUCAUUUUUAUACGAAUCCAAAGUGGUAUGAAUCAUAUUUUGAUCCGAUAAUCCCGAGAAAUGUUACAGCAUUAGUCGGAAAAUCGGCAUAUUUAAGUUGUAGAGUAAAAAAUUUAGGAAAUAAAACUAUUUCGUGGAUACGACACCGAGAUUUACAUAUUUUAACUGUUGGAACGUACACAUACACGACUGAUCAACGUUUUACAACGACACAUCAUAAAGAGACAGACGAAUGGACUCUACAAAUCAAAUUUGCUCAAAAACGAGAUGUUGGGUUCUAUGAUUGUCAGAUAUCUACACAACCCGUCAAAAGUUAUUCUGUUCGUCUCAAUUUAGUCACUCCGACAGCAUCUAUUCUAGGUGGGCCAGAUUUUUACGUUCAAAAAGGUUCAACAAUCAACCUAACAUGCACAAUACGACUAGCACCAGAUGAAUCGCCAGCAUUUAUCUUUUGGUAUCAUGAAGAUGAGGUGAUAAAUUAUGACAGUCGAGGAGGCAUCUCAAUUGAAACACGAAAGGGUGAUUUAACAACAUCACAUCUCCUGAUACAGAAUGCUGAUGAAACAAAUUCGGGCAAGUACAGUUGCUCACCAUCAAAUGCCAUUGUGGCAAGCAUACGAGUUCACGUUUUAAAUGGCGAACAUCCGGAAGCAAUGCACAGUAGAUGUACAUCAGUAGUUCAACAACAAAAUUUAUACGUAAAGAAUUCUCUUCUGAUAGUUUUAUUACUAAUGUUAAUAUCACAUACAGCAAAAAGAAUAAAUCUAUAAAUUUGUUUUUGUGAACAAUUUUUACUUUUCUCUCGACUUUUUCUACAAUUUUUAUUUUUCUCUUCUUUUUGCUGUGUCGUUGAUUAAUUGACUUGAGACUUGUAUAGAAAAAUUUUACGAAAUGAAAUAAUGAAGAAAAAUAUUUUUUAUGUUUUUUUGUUCGUUCGCCCUUCUUUCCAUACCAAUGAGGAAAACUAAAAGAAUAAAUCAAGGAUUUGACACUUUGGAAUUAUCUCCGAUUAAUCUUCUUUGUUUUUUUCAUUGUCGAUUGAAAAUCAUAAAUUUAAAUUUUAUUGCCAUCAAUAUUGUUAAGUUUGUCAUAGAUUGAAGUCGAGUUGGUUGUCUUGAAACGCUUCGAAACGAUUCGAACAAAAUAAAACUGACUUUAUUUAAUUAUUUUCGAAUUGGAUCAGCUUUUUGAGUCAGCUGCAAUAAAGAAAGAUCGCCUAUAAUCAACAAAAAGCUAGAUCUGAGAUUGAAAAUUCAAGAAUUAUUAAGCUCUGAGCUAGAUUUCUGUAGAUCUAGUCGAGUCUAGUCGAGUCAAGUUGAGUCGAUUUAUGAGCCCAUGAAUAGACCAUAGAUAUUGAUAAAUUACAAUGAAUUCAAAAGCAAUGAUUACAAUCAUAAAAUUUAUAUAAAACCCCACCCGAGCCACCAAUGAAUCAAAAAGUUUUAAAAUUGUGAUAAUUCUGCUGUUAGACAGUUUUUAAUAAUUAUGAACUCAAAGUUAAAAACAAUUAUAGUAAUUUUUUAAAAAAAAAAUUCUAAAGUUUUUGCAAAUUAAUUCUAUUGGUAGUGUCCAUUCAUUUGCUUUUGAAACUUAACAAAUCAUUUCAUUAAAAAAAUUAAACAUUAAGUUUAAUCAUACCAGCGGUGCAGUGAAAGAAGGAUUCUAACAUUUCAGAUCGUUCUUCCGCAUAAUAAAAAAAUUUAAUUUUAUAAAUAAUAAGUGUAAUUUGAAAUCGAUAGUAAGUUAUUGAUACUGAGAACGUUUAGAUUCUGAAAUCUCGAGUCCUCCUCUGACUACACCACUUGGAUCAAAUUGUUUUGAAAGCUUUUGUCGUUUUAAAAAGUUUUCAAACGUUACAAAAUAAAUAAUUCUAAGUGUCUUAUCCUCUGAUUAAAACUCAAUAUCCAUGUUGAACAAGAAAAAUUAUAACAAACAAAAAAAGAAUUAUAAUACACGAGAAGCAAAGAAGUUUUUAAUUUUUUUUUAUUCCUCCUUUUCACCCUCUUCAUUAAAUGGCUGAGAUGAUGAAGAAUAUAAAAAAAACUUUCUAUGAAGAAGAUGGAAAACUGUAGUUAUGUUAGAUAUUAAGAAGACGAAGAAGUGAGAAAAAUAAUAUUCUUGUAAAUAAUAAAUUGUAAAAAAAAAACUAAUAAGAAGAAAGAAGCUCCAUUAU
This is a messenger RNA of Chironomus riparius, 2321 nucleotides long. NCBI's taxonomy places the organism in Eukaryota, Metazoa, Arthropoda, Insecta, Diptera, Chironomidae. The record is from the annotation of a GenBank genome assembly.